Molecule: messenger RNA, 1268 nt
Organism: Osmia lignaria (orchard mason bee)
Lineage: Eukaryota; Metazoa; Arthropoda; Insecta; Hymenoptera; Megachilidae
Source: RefSeq, a predicted model, not a curated record
GAGGCGCAUCGAACGUGAAUCUUUCUCUCCUGAGGAAAAACGCGCGAACUAUUCGUUUAUUUGGAGGAACGAACGAAGCGGAGGAAGAGCCUGUAUAAAAACAACAGGCUCACCGGUUUGCACGAUCAAAUGUCGACAAGUGUUUGCUGAGCGUGGACAACGUGGAAGAUUUGUAAGUGUUUAAGAUACACAUUUUUCUUAUCUUUUAAUUUAGAUCAAAGAAAACGAUUAGAAGUGAGCGGUGCGCGUGAUUAACACGUAAGCAGAUUAGGGGACCAUUGUCGGAGAGUUAAAUACCAUAAUUAUACGCAUGAAAUCCUGUAAGACACGCGGAUAUUGCGCAGAACAUUUCAAACGAAGGGACCACCAUCUGAAUAUCGAACACGAUCAUUUCGAUUGAUUCAAAACCUGGAGUCAGCAAACGAAAAUAACAACGAUGACGCCAAUUUUUGUCACUUCGUUUCUUUUCUUUAUACUGAGUUGUUCCUCCCGCGCACAACCCGCUAGACCGGACUAUAUACGUUGCCAGAACAAUUUGGAGUGCGAAUCAGGCUACUGUUGUACCAUAGGACCGAUAAGGUACAGUAUUCCAGAAUGUAGAGCAAUGCAGAAAGAAGGAGAAAUUUGCAGACCAGGUAGUGCAUCGGCCAUUAAUAUGACUGUGGGAUAUCCUGAUGGCGCUUUGGUAACGUUGACGGAUGUUCAUUACAUUCUUUGUCCCUGUGCAAAUGGAUUAUCAUGCGAUGCUAAGGAAGGAGUUUGCAAGGAUACGGGUGUAGAACGUGAUACAAACCGUUUGUUUGGAGAACAUAACAAACGAGAUGAUUAAUUAAUUGCGAUCAACCGGUAGCGAUAAUGCGUGAGAAAUCCAGGACAUGAUUCUUUCUUAAUGAUAUAAAUGAAGGACCAAAGCAUCGAGUAUUUUUAAGUUAAAACUUGUUAAUAAAAUUUAAGAAUUUGACAGAUGCCAUGUAUAGCCAAAUGGACAAAAUUAAUUGUAAAACAAUGUUAGUUUUAUCACUAGUGUAAGUUGAUCAUUCUUGAAAAGUUUAUGUUUGUAAUAUACAAAUUUUUAUGACGAAACAAGUUGCUUUGGAGAAGUAAAUUAUUGAUUAACUUAUUUUUGUUUUCCAAUUUCGUAUUAACACUAGCCCGAUAUUGCAAUGAAAAACAAUUGUUAUACAAUAUACAUACAGUACCAAGUAUGAUAGGGUUUCACAGGGAAAUUGGCGAUGUCCUUCCCUCGAAUAAAAAAUUAUUUAAAAAUA